This is a messenger RNA of Limulus polyphemus (Atlantic horseshoe crab), 2946 nucleotides long. RefSeq names its product growth/differentiation factor 8-like. The coding region runs from base 438 to 1769 and encodes 443 amino acids. The record is from RefSeq and is a predicted model, not a curated record. Gene Ontology annotation, molecular function: cytokine activity; growth factor activity. Lineage: Eukaryota; Metazoa; Arthropoda; Merostomata; Xiphosura; Limulidae. The transcript has 4 exons. Gene Ontology annotation, cellular component: extracellular region. Gene Ontology annotation, biological process: SMAD protein signal transduction.
GGUACAUAUAGAUGAGGGUGACAGUUAUUAUUCAUGUCUAAGAGCUUCACGGCCACUGUUUGGAUGAUCAUCUGCCUCCUAAGGACCCACUCAUACACGACUUCAGUGGCCACUCUCAAGCCAGGGUUUCAUGAAGCAGACAGUCGAUUGGUACAAACUAAGAAAGUGGGUGGUUACCGGCAGCAGUAUCGCUGCUACAAAAAAAACCUCAACUGCCAAGUGAAACAGAAGGCGUGUUUAGAUGUUUCCCUUCUGUAUUCCCCCCCUUACCAUAUGAUCUGAAUUUACCUAUAAAACCCCUGCGCGCACCCAGAGGUUGAGUUCGUUAGAACUACAGCAUUCAGUAAGCCGCAGUCCACUGGCUGGCCCUUUUCUCUCUCCCCAGAAACACACACAUACACAGACUUUACUGCAGAGAUUCUGACAAUCGACUUGCCAUGUUACGAAAGAACACUGCCGUUCUUCGCCAGUCCAAAGUUCUACUUGGAGCCAUGUGUUUGGUUCUGACAGCCUGCACGCUAGGGAUAUCGUCACCGACGGAGAAAUCGUUCACUCAACAAGAUGACGACAUGCAGAAACUAAAGGUACUAACCAAGAUGGACCUAGAGGCACGAAACUUGACCGAACAAAUUGAUUCCUUGCUCCAGCAGCAAAAAGAAUUAUCCGAGCAAGAACCCGAAGACUUUGAACAGGAUCCUACUUCAGGGAAAGCAGAGACAGUCGCCAAGGGCUCGCGUAGGUGCCGGAAGUGCUUGCCACCAGAGCAGGAGAAAGAAAAACGAUUGGAGAUGAUCAAAGCACAAAUUCUCACUAAACUGGGGAUGACCCAGCCUCCAAACAUAACAAGAAAAAACUUGCAAAACAUCCCUCCCCUUUACGAUCUUAUUAACCGGUAUGAUAUUCAAGUUGAUGUCCCCUUUUUCCAACGAGACCAGCCUGAACCUGACGUACAGGAAGAAGAUACAGCCACGCCAGAUCUGGCGUUCGCAUUUGCAGCAGAUGACUUGUCAGAACAGGAUACAAUACCAGAGAAGAGCAUUCUUCACUUUGUCUUCUCCGAGAAAGUCAUGAAUUCCCAUCUAAGGAAGGCUCAUCUUUGGUUAUAUCUGAAGUCUAUUAAGGGUCUCCACAACGGAGGUGUCACAGUCUACAUCAAUCAGGUGGUUCAAGGUAUUGAAUCCCUCAGCCUGUUACAGUAUCGAGUCAAGCAUAUCGAUCUGAGAAGACAUCAUGGUCAUUGGAUCAAGUUAGACGUACGUAAAGUCGUGUCACAAUGGAUUCAUCAUCCUGAAGAUAACCUCGGGCUGGUGGUCGAUAUUGAAGAUUACAAGGGAAACAUCGCUUCCAUUGCAAAUCCUUCUGAGAAUGAUCAAGAGUCUCACAGACCGUUCAUACAGAUAGAAAUGAAGAAACCCCAAGCGAUGCGCUCCAAACGAGACACAGAUGGUCUUGUAUGUAAUCUGGAUACCACCGAGGUCAGGUGUUGUCGUUACCCUCUCACCGUCGAUUUUGUGGAGUUCAAAUGGGACUGGAUCAUCGCUCCACAGAGAUACGAAGCUAAUUAUUGCAGCGGAGAAUGCCCAUUUGUAUUUCUUCACCGCUACCCUCAUACCCAUUUAGUUCAACAAAUCGACCCCUACGGAUCUAUUGGCCCUUGCUGUGCGCCUUCUAAGAUGUCUUCCAUAAGUAUGUUGUACUUUGACGACAGCAGUAAUAUUAUUUUAGGAUAUUUACCAGGAAUGAUGGUAAAAAAGUGUGGCUGCUCGUAGUUAGGCUUAGAACAAAAUUGUUUUCUAGCUGUACUGUUCUUCGUGGACUAAUUAUAAUUUAAAGACUAAGCGUUCCUCGAGUUAUCAAUCAUCUGGCUUAAAGCCUUGAACUGUAAAGGAAUCUUUUGUUUUUACUCUACCGUCCAAUGGCCUACAUUAGAGGCUCAGUUGUGAGAUGUCAGGCCUAAGAUCAUUUUUAAUUUUAUCUCUAUUUGUAUGUGGAGAUUCAAAUAUGUACACAUACAUUCACAUACACACACACAGAAGCUGAGAAAAUAACCAAUUGCUUGUGAGUUUUGUAAUUGGGAUUGUCCACAGUAGAGUGUUUGCUAAGGGGGAGAGGGUUGCUUCAUUUGGAAUGUAAAUAAAAUAUAUUCUGACAUGACUCAUCCAGAGAAUUUACUGGUGCACACUAUGUAUAUGGAAUUUUUUUUGGGGGGGGGGAGUUGUGCUACCUAUAUAGUACAGCAGUAGAAAUGUGUAUAAGGAGUUGUAUACAGGGUAAAAUGUUGGCGAUAAUUUAGCAAACGUUCAGUAUUUAUCUUUCAUUACAAUUAACUCCUCCCUCCCUCCAAAAAAACAAACAAAAACAAACCAAAAACAUCUGCAAGCUGAUUACUGAAAACAAUUCUGUUUAUUACAUUUCUAUUUCGAAAAUCCCGGUUUGCAUUGGUUUUGCAUUAUCUAUGUAGAAUACAAAUGUUUAUUUUACUUGUAUAAUUUGUUAUAGUAUGUGUAGCGAGGAAGCCUAGAUGUUCGUAACCUUUGGAAUUUAUACGAUUAAUACUCUAUUCCUUCAAAAUAGACAAAUACAGUAAUAAAAUCAAAAAACGAAAUGGAAAUAUUAUGAUGGCAAUUUUUACUUGUAAUGAAAAAACAUUGUGAUCUAUAUCAACACGUGAUUCAUCGUUUGAUCAUGUUCAUCACACACUGGACCUGAAAUAGUAAAGAACAUUUCCCACCAUUCGUCUUACUUCUGUAUCGAAAUUAUGUUUACUAAGCAAGUCUUACAGGAAGCCAUGUGUGAUGUUUAUAUAUUUCGAAUGUCCCCAGUCUUUAUUUAUUACACUGCCUUACCCUUUCUCACUAACACCUAGCGUGAAUUCGAAUUUUGAUUUUUUUUGUCAGAAACAUGUGGUUUAGUACCGCAAAGCUGGUGCUAAUUACGUCUAAAAAU